This is a messenger RNA of Gamsiella multidivaricata, 1570 nucleotides long. Its product is annotated as organic solute transporter Ostalpha-domain-containing protein. Gene Ontology annotation, molecular function: transporter activity. Bases 93 to 1358 code for a protein of 421 amino acids. Gene Ontology annotation, biological process: transport. The record is from RefSeq and is a predicted model, not a curated record. Lineage: Eukaryota; Fungi; Mortierellomycota; Mortierellomycetes; Mortierellales; Mortierellaceae. The transcript has 7 exons.
UUCAUAACCCGCCCGCCUUGUCUUUCUCCUCUCUUCCUCCACUCUCGCCUCCUCGACUUCAUUCCUUUUUAACCCAUUCCCUUCAUUCAGGCAUGUACUCACACGUCUGUCCAGAUUACGAUGCUCCGCCUGAUCCCUCGGACCCUCUGGCACUGCUGCCAGGCAGCGAAUUGAAAGGGAAGAGGCACCUCAUUGGAUGGGCCAUAUCAGGGUCGUGUGCGUUUCUAGCGACCGUAAUCUCGUUCCACCUCUUGUACAGGCAUGCCAAAAACUAUAACAAGCCAUCAGAACAGCGUCAUAUUAUGAGGAUCGUGCUUAUGAUACCGAUCUACGCGAUCAUCUCCUUCCUCUCCUUCCGCUUCUACAAGGAGGCCAUCUACUACGAGACCAUUCGCGAUUGUUACGAGGCCUUUGUGAUAUACUCCUUCUUUAUUCUUCUGCUUACCUAUCUCGGCGAAGACAACGAAGCACAGCGUUCCAAGAUCACUGGAUCCGAUCGCAGGAGGCUGCUCUAUCCCCUUAACUGCUUUUACUACAAUCCACUCAACGAGAAUUUUUUGCACUACAUGAAGUACGGCAUUCUGCAGUAUGUGGCUGUGAAGCCGCUGUGCACUCUGGCGGCCGUAGUGCUAGAGUACUAUGGACUCUACUGCGAAACGACGUACGACUUUCAUUUCGGCAUGGUAUACAUUACCAUUAUCAACUUUAUCUCUGUCAGUAUCGCUCUGUAUUGCCUGGUCCUGUUUUAUCAAACAAUUAAUGUCGAAAUCCAAGAAUACUCCCCAUUCUUGAAGUUUAUGUGUGUCAAGAUGGUGGUCUUUUUCUGCUACUGGCAGACAUGUCUACUCAGUCUUUUAGGCGCACUUGGUGUCUUCAAGCCCGAGGACGGCUGGUCUGUUAUCAAUGUAGAACUUGGGAUAUCGUCGAUUCUGAUCUGUGCAGAAAUGGUCGUCUUUGCAAUCUUGCACGUUUAUUCAUUCAGCUAUCGACCCUAUGUAGUCCCGGGAGUCACAACUCCGCUGACAAAAUCGCUUUGGGACGGAUUCAACCCAUUGGAUAUGGUCCGGGAGAUCAUCUGGGCCUGUCAGGACACCGUACUCUUGAUCCAAGGAAAGCCAUUACCUGUUCGAGACGGACACUUGAAUCUAAACUUCAAGUUGAAGCGCGCACACACGAUCCGCAUCAGAAAGCGAGAUCGCUUCUUUAAGAAUCGCAAGCCGGCGGCGCCAAAAAAAGUAGAUCCCAAGCUGACGACUAUCCAUCAGAAUACUUUGAAUUCAGAGAAUACUCUGCACUCCACUGAUCAAGCGCAACAAGAGCGUGCUGGCCUUUUGGAACAUGCUGAAGGUAAACAGUAAUCUCAAUCAUCUUCAACAUAUACCACCUUUUCUCUUUGCACAAGAUCUCUGAUAUACCUGGCAAAUUUAAAAUAAUAGGCCACAACUACCAGUCGACUUCAGCCGUUUAGGACUGCUCAGGAACAACCGACACCGAUACCCUACAUGUUAUUUAUCAUCCCCGCUCGAGAAUAAACAUAUCCGCAUCAUCACGAUGAUCACUUUCUCUAGAG